Messenger RNA from Eriocheir sinensis (Chinese mitten crab), 3369 nucleotides. Its product is annotated as nuclear migration protein nudC-like. Gene Ontology annotation, biological process: protein folding. Bases 71 to 1096 code for a protein of 341 amino acids. The record is from RefSeq and is a predicted model, not a curated record. The transcript is spliced from 7 exons. Lineage: Eukaryota; Metazoa; Arthropoda; Malacostraca; Decapoda; Varunidae. Gene Ontology annotation, cellular component: cytoplasm.
CUUCAGUGGCGGGCAAGGAGGCGGCGGUCAAGCUCUCAAAUUUUCAUCCUUUUUCCCUUUUUCUCCCAUAAUGGCGGACGGCGAGGAGAAAUUCGACGGCAUGCUGCUAGCUAUGGCCCAGCAGCACACGGGCGGCGUCAUUGAGCUCCUGGACACCUUCUUCAGCUUCAUGGCCAGAAAGACGGACUUCUACACUGGGGCGCCCAAGGAGACCAGCGAGAAGAUGGUCCUGGAAAAAUUCAAGAAAUACCAAAAACUCGCAUUUGCCGAACAUGACAAAAAGAAAGCAGAGAAUGAGGAGAGAGAGAGGAGGAAGCAGGAGAGGUUGAGGAAGAAGAAGGAGGAGGAGGAGGAGGAGGAGAGGAAGAGGAAGGGAGGAGCGGAGGAGCCAAAGAUUAAGGAGUUGACGGAGGAGGAGGCGAAGGAGCUGGAGAGGAAGCUUUUGAAGGACACGACAGCAGCGCCAGACACGUCCACAAAGGAGGAAGAUGUUAAAGAGAAGAAGGAAGGAGAGAUUGAGAAGAAGAAGGAGGAGGAGGAGGAGGAGGAGAAGGACGACGACGAGCAGAAUAAAGGAAAGAUUAAACCCAACGCGGGGAACGGAGCGGACCUUGAAAAGUACCGAUGGACACAAACACUACAGGAGGUUGAGGUUGUGAUCCCCCUGCCCAUCAAGGUGAAGAGCCGGGACGUUGUGGUGGAGUGGGGGCGGCGCACCCUCAAGGCAGGCCUGCGCAACGCCCCGCCCAUCAUUGAGGGGGAGCUGUACAACGAGGUCAAGGUGGAGGAGUGCAAUUGGUAUCUCGACAAUGGCAACACUGUCACCCUGUCCCUGGAGAAGAUCAACCGCAUGGAGUGGUGGUCCAAGCUGGUGACCUCCGACCCCGAGAUCAACACCCAGAAGGUCAACCCAGAGCCCUCCAAGCUGGGUGACCUGGAUGGGGAGACCCGGGGCAUGGUUGAGAAAAUGAUGUAUGACCAGCGCCAGAAGGAGAUGGGACUACCAACAUCCGAUGAGCAGAAGAAGCAGGAUGUUUUGAAAAAGUUCAUGGAACAACACCCGGAAAUGGACUUCUCAAAAUGCAAAUUCAGCUAAAAAAUACAACCAACCAACCAACCCAGCGCUCACAAAACCACAAGAAGAAGAAGAAGAAGUGAGAGAAGAAGAAGAAAACGUGUGAUUGAAUAAGGAAUAGAGGGAGACUUAUGUAAUUGAAGAGGGGAGGAUAGGAAGAAGGGAAGGAAGGAAAGAAUAGGAAACAGAGAAGGUAAAGAAAAGUAGACACAGAGAGAGAGAGAGAGAGAGAGAGAGAGACUAAUACCAUGUUUGCUGGUAGAUAGGACAACUUUUUCCCCUUCUCGAACAAGAGCAUCAACUAAUCAUCUUAAAAUAACAUAUAUCAAUUUAAAUUUGUACUGAAUAAAGAUAAAUGACAGAGCAAAGUAUUGAAUAAAAGUAGUGAACAAGAGUUAAAUACAAGUAAUAGAUUAACUCCUUCAACACGAGGAUGAUUAUACCGCGUCCCUGUGUGCCUGUGCCAUAUCCAAGGACCUUCAAUCUGCGUCCCGGCUCACUUAAACCAAUAUACCAGUUAUUUUAUCCCUAUAUCCAUGCUUACAUCUCAAAGUUAUCAAUGAAUUUAUGUUUCUAUAUGUGCGCCAUUUAAUUCUGCAUGUUUUCAUAUAUAAUACAUGAUGAUUGUGUUGAGUUUAUGGCUGAAAACUUGUUAUAUUCAAUAGCGACAUUUGAAAUUUUGCGAUCCCGGAUAUGGCGCUGUUUUGGCCCGGCCGUAGUGAAGGGAUUAAUGAAAAGUCUUAAGUGUAAAAAGUACCAAAUCAUUAAGUAAAAAGUACCGAAUGAUUGAAAGUACCAAAUACCAAAUCACUUGAGGUAAAUAUAUGAAACUUUGCAAAAUAUAUAUAAAAAUUUCCACCAUGUUUUCCAAGCUAAACUUAUGCUCGUGAGUCAUAACAAAAAUUCAGAGGCAUCUGGGGGUGAGUGAAGCAACGCACCUCCUGACGUAUGCCCCCCGCAAUGACGAGAGUAGAUAAAUCUUUGCCCUAUGUGCCGGCAAAUGUGGUAUUGGUGGUAGUUAGGGAGCGGAGAGCUGCAGAAAAGUAGAUUGUGGGAUGAUAGACAAGUAGACGAAGAACGGAUAGAGAUGGAAAUAGAGGAAGAAGGAUUGGAGUAGAUGGGGAGAUUAGAGAGAAAUGAUGUUGAUUUAUUUAGGGAGAGAUAUAGAGAAAUUGACAAGGAUAGAAGAGAAAUAGGAAUGGAAAUAGAGGAAAUAGAAAUGAAGGAAGAAUAGAAAAUGGAUUGAAAGAUGGAGAAUAGAUCGCCGGGAGAACAGAUAGACAUUGAAGGAGCGGAGAGGAGACGGACAGAGAAACAGACAAAGUUGAAAUAGAAAUUGAAAUAGCAGAAAUAAAAAUGAAGAAAGAAUAGAAAAUGGAUUAAAAGAUAGAGAAUAGAUCGCCGGAAGAGCAGAUAGACAUUGAAGGAGCGGAAAGGAGACAGGAAACAGAGAAAAACGGAUAGAAAGUUGAAAUAGAAAUUGAAAUAGCGGAAAUAAAAAUGAAAAAAAAGAAUAGAAAAUGGAUUGAAAAAUGAAGAAUAGAUCGCCGGGAGAACAGAUAGACAUUGAAGGAGCGGAGAGGAGAUGGACAGAGAAACAGACAGAAAGUUGAAAUAGAGGAAAUACAGAUGAAGAAAGAAUAGAAAAUGGAUUGAAAAAUGGAGAAUAGAUCGCCAUUGAAGGAGCGGAAAGGAGACAGGGGAGAAACAGAUAGAAAGUUGAAAUAGAGAUUGAAAUAGCGGAAAUACAGAUAAAGAAGAAAUAGAAAGGAAUAGAUUUAAAGACAGAACACAAGCAGAGGAAGAUUGAAAUAGAGAGAGAAAUAGAGAGAGAGGAAUAGAGAGAGCAAUAGAGAGAGAAAAGGGGAAUAAGAGGAAGAUGAAAGAGAAUGGAAGAGAGAGAGAGAGAGAGAGAUUAGAAGAUAGGAAAUGAAAGAGAAAGAAAAUAAAAGAAAGAAAGAAAGAAAAUGAUGAAAAAAAAAUAAAAAAAUAAAGAAAUUAAAAGAAAAAAUAAAGAAAAUAUAAUCACUUGUUUUGCACCAACUUGAUUUUCUUAACCAAAACAAAACAACAAAAAACAAAGAAAAAAACAAGCAACCAAUGUCACACAAGCACUGUUGUUGUUAUUAUUAUUAUUAUUAUUAUUAUUAUUAUUAUUAUUAUUAUUAUUAUUAUCUAUUCUCUCUCUCUCUCUCUCUCUCUCUCUCUCUCUCUCUCUCUCUCUCUUCCACCAUUCCACUGAAGAAGGAAUUUAUAACCUUAACUUUCCCUAAUAAACAGUUUGACGAUGAUGC